AUGCAGUGCAGUAAUCCAAAAGGGCUUCCACCAAAGCUCAAAGAUCCUGGGAGUUUCAUCAUAUCCUGCACCAUAAGCAAUAUGACCUUGGAGAAAGCUCUCUGUGAUUUAGGUGCCAGCAUUAACUUGAUGCCUCUCUCAUUAAUGAAAAAGCUUGCAAUAGAAAAAGUUCAGCCUACAAGGAUGUCACUCCAAAUGGCUGAUAGAUCACUCAAGAUACCCAAUGGAGUUGUAGAAAACUUAUUGGUAAAAGUUGGAGAAUUCAUCUUCCCUGCCGACUUUGUCAUUUUAGACAUGGAAGAAGAGGGACACAAUUCAAUUAUCUUGGGGAUACCUUUCUUGGCCACAACAAGGGCUAUUAUUGAUGUAGAAAAAGGCGAAAUGAUCCUCAGAGUGCAUGAGGAGCAAAUGAUCAUCAAUGUUUUCAAAGCUAUGCAAUAUCCGCCUGAGAAAGCACAGCACAUGAGAGUAGAAAUGAUAGAAAAUCUGGUGGAGGAAAGUGUUUGA
Arachis duranensis is the source of this 507-nucleotide messenger RNA. RefSeq lists its product as uncharacterized. The record is from RefSeq and is a predicted model, not a curated record. NCBI's taxonomy places the organism in Eukaryota, Viridiplantae, Streptophyta, Magnoliopsida, Fabales, Fabaceae. The coding region runs from base 1 to 507 and encodes 168 amino acids. The transcript has a single exon.